AGGGACGUCAUGCAGGAGAACUACGAGGCGGUGACCUCGCUGGGGUUUCCCGUUCCCAAACCUGAGCUGAUCGCCCGGCUGGAACGAGGGGAAGAGCCCUGGGUGCCCGACCUCCAGGCCGGGGAGGAAAGAGAGAUCCUGAGAGGCACCUACAGAGCAGGUGUUCAGACAGUGCAUAUAAAGGAGGAAGAGUCUCAAGAUGAGGAAGAUUCAGGGGAGAUGGAACCGCAGGCGACCUUUGUGGGAAGAGCUGAAGGGAAUGUUUCCCAGUGCCUGGAACAGGGAGACGCCUGGGGAAACUGGCCCAGACCGGAGAGGCUUCUGGGACAUUACUCAACUGAGCAAAUGGAUGAAUCUGUUAAAUGCGGAGAAGGACACAAGGAUCCCACCGCCCAGCAGACAAACCUCAAGGAAGAGAAACACCAGGAAUGGCUCGGUUAUGGGAAGGGAUUUUUUGUGAGCCCAGAGCUUAUUACAAUGCAGACAGUGGAUACCGGGUUUCCCGUUCCCAAACCUGAGCUGAUCGCCCGGCUGGAACGAGGGGAAGAGCCCUGGGCGCCCGACCUCCAGGCCAGCGAGGAAAGAGAGAUCCUGAGAGGCACCCGCACAGGUGAUGGGAUAGUGAGUGAGAAUGAAGAGGGGAAUCAGCAGCAGGAAGUUCCUGGGGAAACGGAAUCGCAGGCGACCUUUGUGGGAAGAGCUGAAGGGAAUGUUUCCCAGUGCUUGGAACAGGGAGAAGCCUGGGGAAACUGGAGCAGGCUGGGGAAGCUGCUGGGAAACGACCCAAGUGAGCAAAUGGAUGAUUCUGUUAAAUGUGGGGAAGGACACAAACAUCCCACAGCCCCGCAGACGAACCCCAAGGAAGAGAAACACCAGGAAUGGCUCAGUUAUAGGAAGGGAUUUGUUGUGACCCCAGAGCUUAUUACAAUGCAGACAGUAGGUACUGUAGAGAAAUCACUUCUGUGCUUGGACCAUGGGGAAAGCAUCAAUAACAGCUCAGAUCUUAAUACUGACAGGGGAAGCCAAAUGGGAGAGAGAGGCUCUCAGUGCCCUGACAGAGGGACGUCCUUGAAUUGGAACCCAGCCCUGAGUAUACAUGAGACAAGCCAUUCAGAAGAGAGACCCUAUAAAUGUUUAAACUGUGGAAAAAGUUUCAUAUACAGGUCAUAUCUUGUUAUCCAUCAAAGAAUCCACACAGGAGACAGACCCCAUAAAUGCUUAGACUGUGGGAAAAGUUUCAUACAAAGGUCAGACCUCACUAAACAUCAGGCAGUGCACACAGGAGAGAGACCCCAUAAGUGCUUAGACUGUGGGAGAAGUUACAUACAGAGGUCAAUCCUUGUUCAACAUCAGAAAAUCCACACUGGAGACAGACCCCAUAAGUGCUUAGACUGUGGGAAAUCUUUUAUACGGAAGUCAUAUCUUGUUACUCAUCAGAAAAUCCAUACAGGAGAGAAAUCCAAUAAGUGUUUAGACUGCGGCAAAAGUUUCCUACAGCGGUCAAGCCUUGUUCUACAUCAGAAAAUCCACACCGGAGACAGACCCCAUAAGUGCUUAGAUUGCGGAAAAAGUUUCAUACAAAGGUCACAGCUUACUAAUCAUCAGGCAAUCCACACAGGAGAGAAAUCCAAUAAUUGCUUAGACUGUGGCAAAAGAUUCCGACAGAAGUCAAGCCUUAUUCGACAUCAGAAAAUCCACACUGGGGACAGACCCCAUAAUUGUUUAGACUGUGGGAAAAGUUUCAUAGAGAGGUCACAGCUUGUAGCACAUGAGAAAGUCCACAGCGGGAACAGACCACAUAAGUGCUUAGAUUGUGGGAAAAGUUUUAUACAGAGGUCACACCUUACUAAACAUGAGGCCAUCCACACAGGAGAGAAACCUCAUAAGUGCUUAGACUGUGGCAAACGUUUCAGGGAGAGGUCAUUUCUCAUGAAACAUCAAGCAAUCCACACAGGAGAGAAAUCUUAUAAUUGCUUAGAUUGUGGAAAAUGUUUCAUACAGAGGUCAAGCCUUAUUGGACAUCGGAAAAUACACACAGGAAACAGACCCCAUGAGUGCUCAGACUGUGGGAAAAGUUUCAUAUGGCGGUCACAUCUUGUUGCACAUCAGAAAAUCCACAGAGGGGACAGAUCCUAUCAGUGCUUAGACUGUGGAAAAAGUUUCAUACAGAGUUCACACCUUACGAAACAUCAGGCAAUUCACACAGGAGAGAGGCCCCAUAAGUGCUUGGACUGUGGGAAAAGUUACAUACAUAAGUCAGGCCUUGUUCAACAUCAGAAAAUCCACACAGGCGGGAGACCCCAUCAGUGCUCUGACUGUGGAAAAAGUUUUAUAUACAGGUCAGUCCUUCUUCGUCAUCAGGCAAUUCACAGAGGCGAGCGCUCCCAGAAGUGCUUGGACUGUGGAGAAAAUUUCAUACAGAGGUCAGACCUCAUUAAACAUCAGGAUAUCCACAUAGGACACAAAAACUAUAAGUGUUAAACUUAAAAAAAAUCAUGGUGAACUCAGAUGUUGUUAAACAACAGGAAAACCUGUUUAAGGAGAGACACCCCAUGAGUGUCUAGACUGCUGGAAAUGUUUCAGAUGGAGGUCAGAGGUUUGGAAACAGCAAGCACUCCACAGAGGACAGAGACUGCAUAAUUUUUUGGACUGUGGGACAAUGUUCACCAGAAGAUCAAGUCUGGUAAUACAUCAGGGGUUCUGCAUAGGAGAGAAGACCCCAAGAGUGAUUGGACCAUGAAGAAUGUUUUACACAGAGGUCAAGUGUGAACCUGUGAGCGCUCGCUUGGGCUGAGGGAAAGGUUUCAGAAACAGAUCAGCCCUUCUCCACAUUAGGCUGUCCACACUGAAGAGAGAAUCUGUAAGUGCUUAAACUGUGGGAUAAAUUUGAGAAUCUCUGUUUUACAUGAGAGAAUUCACACAACUGUGAGACCCCUUUAGUGCCUAGAGUGUGAGAAAUGUUCCUCACAGAGAUCAUCUACUGUAACACAUCAGGUAAUCCACAUGGGAAAGAGACUUUAUAAACCCCUGGGCUAUGGGAAAAGAUACAAAUCAACUCAGCUCUUGUUUUACAUCAAAGAAUCCAUACUUGAGAAAGACCUUAUGAAUGCUUAGACUUUGGCAAAUAUUGCACCAAUAGCUCUCACUUUAUUAAAAAAUGGAAAUUCACAUGCAAUCUAAACUUUUGUGACCCAUGGUCCAAAAGGGUUGAGAACCUGGGAGGCUAAUUGACCUGGAUUCAAACUUUAGAGACAUGUCCAUCAAGUGUGUAUUUGAAGCCAUUGCGUGGGAGAUGGACUAGAACUUUUAAAUAUAAACUUGUCUUUUUAAAAAAUUGGGAAAAGAUAUUAGCGCUGUUGAUUACUUGCUGCUAAGUCACAUGAUUAACUCAAAAAUUGAUCAUAGUUAGAAAACAAUCUCAGUGAAUCAUAUUGUUGUAUACAGUCGAAUACAAGUUGAAAUUUCUCCAAUAU
This is a messenger RNA of Pelodiscus sinensis (Chinese soft-shelled turtle), 3473 nucleotides long. NCBI's taxonomy places the organism in Eukaryota, Metazoa, Chordata, Testudines, Trionychidae. The record is from RefSeq and is a predicted model, not a curated record.